UUUUUUAUUGUUUUAUCAUCUUUAUCCAUUUUUCAUUAGAUUCCAAAUUCCUCCUUAUCCUUAAGAUUCUCCUCCCUCUUUUAUUUUCUCCGUUACUCUAUCUGAAAGGAAAAAAAAAAUCCAGAAAAAAGCAUCAUCAUAAUUGUCAAGAAAAAAAAAAAAAACAGUUUUUAAUGAAAUUUGGUAAGGAGUUCAAGACCCAUCUAGAGGAGACUCUACCGGAGUGGAGGGACAAAUUCCUAUGUUACAAACCCCUCAAGAAACUCCUCAAAAAUAUUCCUUCAAUCCCAUCCAUUCACCCUCAUCUUCCCCAUCAUCAACGGCCUGUAUUUGCUGACACCACCAACACAUCUGUUACGGCCGUUGAUCAUGAUCAUCAACAGCCUUCGGUUGAUUUGCAAGAUUGGUUCGUUAGGAUUCUGAAUGAAGAGCUUGAGAAGUUCAAUGAUUUUUAUGUUGAUAAAGAAGAAGAGUUCGUUAUUCGCUUUCAGGAGCUGAAGGAAAGAAUUGAACAAAUUAAGGACAGCAGUGGCAAGGGUGAAGUUUUUCCAUCAGAGAGUGAAUUUAGUGAAGAAAUGAUGGAUAUCCGCAAGGAUCUUGUCACUAUUCAUGGGGAGAUGGUGCUUCUCAAAAAUUUCAGUGCCCUAAAUUUUGCUGGGAUCGUUAAAAUUUUAAAGAAAUUUGAUAAACGAACAGGGGGACUGUUGCGACUACAGUUCACACAACUUGUCCUUCACCAGCCUUUCUUCACAACAGAAUCUCUUACAAGGCUAGUCCAUGAGUGUGAGGCAAAUCUUGAGUUUCUCUUUCCACUGGAAGCAGAAGUCAUUGAAUCUACCCCGCAAGGAAAACCAGAGAUACCAUCAAAUAACACUGCUAAUCAUUCGCAGGAAGCUUCAUCAUCUCUGGGAGAGGAAACCUUGGAUUUAUAUCGAAGCACUCUGGCUGCAAUGAAAGUGAUACGUGGCCUGCAAAAAGCAAGCUCCACCUACAAUCCCUUAUCAUUCUCAGCUCUCUUUAAGAACCAGGAUGAUGACAACGGUGGAAUAACAGCAGAAAACUCUGCUUCAAACUCUUCAGCUACUCUGCAAAAGGGCGAGGAGGCUGAUAAAGAGGAUGCACAAUCGGUGCAACAACGCUAGUUUUUCCUUUUUCUUGGCUACUUUACCUUUUAUUUUCAUUUAUUUCUUCGAACAACUGAAAAAUGAAUAACGUGCUUGAAGCUGUGUUUACAAUUAGUUUCACAGUAUAUAAGCCUGGAAGGGUCGCAUUUUCUUCAUAAACCGCGAAAAUAUCCAGAAUGUUAUGAACUGGCACUGCCUCUUUUGUAAUUUUCUUGUCUAUUAAGAAGGGUAUCACUAUCAUCAGGGUUUUGAAUUUUCUUCAA
Durio zibethinus is the source of this 1387-nucleotide messenger RNA. It is a transcript of the gene SPX4, whose product is annotated as SPX domain-containing protein 4. The record is from RefSeq and is a predicted model, not a curated record. NCBI's taxonomy places the organism in Eukaryota, Viridiplantae, Streptophyta, Magnoliopsida, Malvales, Malvaceae. Gene Ontology annotation, biological process: cellular response to phosphate starvation.